This is a messenger RNA of Pseudocercospora fijiensis CIRAD86, 1115 nucleotides long. RefSeq lists its product as uncharacterized. Lineage: Eukaryota; Fungi; Ascomycota; Dothideomycetes; Mycosphaerellales; Mycosphaerellaceae. The transcript has 2 exons. Bases 1 to 777 code for a protein of 258 amino acids. Gene Ontology annotation, molecular function: pyridoxal phosphate binding. Gene Ontology annotation, cellular component: intracellular anatomical structure. The record is from RefSeq and is a predicted model, not a curated record.
AUGCGAAUUGAUCCCGCUCGCGCGAAUGCCCUGGUGGAGAACAUUAGCCAUGUCGUGCAACGGAUAGAUUCUGCGCGAGGGAGUCGCAAGGUUCGUUUGAUUGCAGUCUCGAAAUUGAAACCCGCGACAGACAUCCUUGCACUCCACCAAUCCGCCGUAAAACAAGAACAUUUCGGUGAGAAUUACUCAGACGAGCUGACCGAAAAGGCUGGGAUCCUGCCUCGGUCGGUGAAAUGGCACAUGAUAGGCGGACUGCAGACAAACAAGUGCAAAAAGCUUGCGUCUCAAGUCCCUAAUCUCUACUGCGUGAGCAGCGUAGACACGUCAAAGAAGGCGGAUGAGUUGGAGAAAGGGAGGAAGACUUUGGUGGAGCAGGCGAAAGAGACUUUGUCUGAAAAGUUGAGGGUUCUGGUUCAGGUCAACACUUCUGGGGAAGAGAGUAAGAGCGGAGUAGAACCGUGCGAGGCAGCGACGCUGUGCAGACAUGUGAGAGAAAAGUGUCCUAGUCUGCAGCUUGCGGGCUUGAUGACCAUUGGAGCGAUUGCGAGGAGUCGGGAGGCUUCCAGUCCUGAUGGUGUGAAUGAGGAUUUUUUCACGCUGCGAGAAACGCGGGAUAAGGUUGCGAAGGAGCUAGGCAUUGAACGGUCGGAACUGGAGCUGAGUAUGGGAAUGAGUCAAGAUUUUGAGGCUGCCAUCUCGGCUGGGAGCGAUGAAGUGCGCGUUGGGACGACUAUUUUUGGUGAGCGACCUGCAAAGAAAGAUGCCAAGAUAUUGUGAGCGACAAGUCUUUGCUGCGGCGGAGCAUGGUGAGACGCGGCAAGAUUGACAGAUGGCAUGGCGGCCACAUGCUCACAAGCUAAUAAUGCAAUCAGCGCUGUGAGCAUAGGGUCUCGCAUAAGCAUAAAUGUAGAAGAAUGGCUGAGUCAGGAGCCAUACCGGUCGACUGGUUUGCAUGGAAGAUUGCCACCAAUAGACGGCGUCUCAGCGACUGUCUGACAAGGCCUGCUACCUGCUCAAGGCCCGAACCUAGACCGUCAUGAUCGCUUCUGCUUACUUAUUAUUACCUGUUGCAGACAUAAGAUCUUGAGCUAUAGCCGGAAUGCAAUUUGUUUGCC